Messenger RNA from Terrapene triunguis (Three-toed box turtle), 350 nucleotides. Its product is annotated as tenascin-X-like. The annotation marks the transcript as partial. The transcript has a single exon. The record is from RefSeq and is a predicted model, not a curated record. NCBI's taxonomy places the organism in Eukaryota, Metazoa, Chordata, Testudines, Emydidae. Gene Ontology annotation, molecular function: protein binding.
GACCCGGAAAGCUGCUCCUGCUGGCCAUACCCUUCACCCCCCUCUCUCUGUUCCAGCUGCGGCGCCGACGGAGGAGGUACCCACCGCCCAGCCCAGCCUGGGGGAGCUCUCGGCCUCCGACAUCACCCACGACUCCAUCCUGCUCUCCUGGACCGUGGAGCAGGGGACCUUUGACUCCUUCCUCCUCCAGUACAAGGACGCGAAGGGCAAACCCCAGGCGCUGCCCGUGGACGGGGGAUCCCGCACAGUCACUGUAACCAACCUGGCCCCUUCCCGCAGAUACAAGUUCAACCUCUACGGCGUCUCCGGCCGCAAGCGCCUCGGCCCCGUCUCCACUGACGCCACCACAG